Messenger RNA from Budorcas taxicolor (takin), 2813 nucleotides. RefSeq names its product zinc finger protein 268 (gene ZNF268). Gene Ontology annotation, biological process: negative regulation of transcription by RNA polymerase II. The transcript has 6 exons. Bases 84 to 2813 code for a protein of 909 amino acids. The record is from RefSeq and is a predicted model, not a curated record. Gene Ontology annotation, molecular function: DNA-binding transcription repressor activity, RNA polymerase II-specific. Lineage: Eukaryota; Metazoa; Chordata; Mammalia; Artiodactyla; Bovidae.
CUGGGACAGCACAGGUCCUGGAGUGGCUGCUUAUUUCCCAGGAGCAGCCGGAAGCCAAGAAGUCCUGGGGACCAUUGUCAUUCAUGGAUGUGUUUGUGGACUUUACCUGGGAAGAGUGGCAGUUGCUGGACUCAGCUCAGAAGCAGCUUUACAGGAGUGUGAUGUUGGAGAACUAUAGAAACCUGGUGUCCCUGGGAUAUCAAUACACCAAACCUAGUAUCAUUUUCCAGUUGGAACAAGAAGAGCUGUGGAUGAUGCACAGCCCAAUUCCAGCCAAUACCUGCAAAUGUACCAUCUGGGAAAUUGAUGGUUGUGUGGAGUGGCAUCAGGAAAAUCAAGGCAAGCUGGGAAGUGUGGCAGAAGGCUAUCCCUGUACUGCAUUUGGAAAACUGUGUCUUAUUACUGCAAAUAAUGCUUCUUCAAGACAGAGACUUCAUAAAUGUGUCACAAAUGGGAAGAGUUUGAAAUGUAAUACAGGUUUCAGUAAUAAUUACGCUGGAAAGAAUCCUAAUGACUUUCAUGCAUUGAGGGAAUCAUCCUUCCUUUCCAGACAUGAACAAGCUGUUAUUGGCAUAAAAUAUUGUGAAAAUGAUGAAUCUGGAAAAACUGCCAACAGAAAGCCACUGCUUAUUUGCCAACAAAUGCAUAUGGGAGGGAAAUUGUUUGAAUGCAGUUCCUGUGGGAAGGCCUUCAGCAGCAAGUCGAACCUUCUGGUGCAUCAGGAAACUCAUGAAGAAGCAAAACCCUACAAGUGUGAUGGAUGUGGGAAAGACUUCAGCAACAAGUCCUACCUCGUUGCACAUCAGAGAACUCACACAGGAGAGAAACUACAUGAAUGUAGUGAUUGUCAGAAAACUUUUAGUUUCAAUUCACAACUUGUUAUACAUCAGAGAAUUCACACACAGGAGAAUCCCUAUGAAUGCUGUGAAUGUGGGAAAGUCUUCACUAGGAGGGACCAGCUUGUUUCCCACCAGAGAACUCAUUCAGGACUGAAACCCUAUGGAUGUCAUGAAUGUGGGAAAGCUUUUGGUUUGAAAUCACAACUCAUUAUACAUCAAAGAAUUCAUACUGGAGAGAAACCCUAUGAAUGCAGUGAUUGUCAGAAAGCCUUUAAUACAAAGUCUAACCUCAUGGUUCAUCAGAGAACUCACACAGGAGAGAAACCUUAUAGUUGUAGUGAAUGUGGGAAAGCUUUUACUUUCAAGUCACAGCUCAUUGUACAUCAGGGAGCACACAGUGGCGUCAAACCCUAUGGAUGUAAUCAUUGUGGAAAAGCUUUCAGUUUGAAGUCACAACUCAUUGUACAUCAGAGAAGUCACACAGGAGUGAAGCCCUAUGGAUGCAAUCAAUGUGGGAAAGCUUUUAGGAGCAAGUCGUACCUCAUUAUACAUCAGAGAACUCACACAGGAGAGAAACUCCAUGAAUGCUGUGAAUGUGGGAGAGCCUUCAGUUUUAAUUCACAACUUGUUAUACAUCAGAGAAUUCACACAGGGGAGAAUCCCUAUGAAUGCAGUGAGUGUGGGAAAGCCUUCAGUCGGAAAUACCAGCUCAUUUCACACCAGAGAACUCAUGCAGGGGAAAAGCCCUAUGAAUGCAGUGAUUGUGGGAAAACUUUUGGUUUGAAAUCACAGCUCAUGAUACAUCAGCGAACUCAUACAGGAGAGAAGCCCUACGAAUGCAGUGAAUGUCAGAAAGCCUUUAAUACAAAGUCAAACCUUAUUGUACAUCGGAGAACCCACACAGGAGAAAAACCAUAUGGUUGUAGUGAAUGUGGGAAAUCCUUUACUUUUAAAUCACAGCUCAUUGUACAUCAGGGAGCACACACUGGGGUAAAACCCUAUGGUUGUAAUCAGUGUGGGAAAGCCUUCAGUUUGAAGUCACAGCUCAUUGUACAUCAGAGAAGUCACACAGGAUUGAAACCCUAUGGGUGCAUUGAAUGUGGGAAAGCUUUUAGGAGUAAGUCCUACCUCAUCAUACAUACAAGGACUCACACAGGGGAGAAACCACAUGAAUGCAGUGAAUGCGGGAAAUCCUUCAGUUUUAACUCACAACUUAUUGUACAUCAGAGAAUUCAUACAGGAGAGAGUCCCUAUGAAUGCAGUGAUUGUGGGAAAGCCUUUAAUAGGAAAGACCAGCUCAUCUCACAUCAGCGAACUCAUGCAGGGGAAAAACCUUAUGGGUGUAGUGAGUGUGGGAAAGCCUUUAGUAGCAAGUCAUAUCUCAUUAUACAUAUGAGAACUCAUUCAGGAGAGAAACCAUAUGAAUGUCACAAAUGUGGGAAAGCCUUCAUUUGGAAGUCACUACUCAUUGUACAUGAGCGAACUCAUGCAGGGGAAAACCCUUAUAAAUGCAGUCAGUGUGAGAAAUCCUUCAGUGGGAAAUUACGGCUCCUUGUACAUCAGAGAAUGCACACAAGAGAGAAGCCCUAUGAAUGCAAUGAGUGUAAAAAAGCCUUCAUUAGGAAGUCUCAGCUCAUUGUACAUCAGAGGACUCAUUCAGGGGAGAAACCCUAUGAAUGCAGUGAGUGCGGAAAAACUUUCUCUCAGAAAUCAAUUCUCAGUGCACAUCAGAGGACUCAUACUGGAGAGAAACCCUGUAAAUGUGCUGAAUGUGGGAAAGCCUUUUGUUGGAAGUCACAACUCAUUAUGCAUCAGAGAACUCAUGCAGAUGAGAAACAUAUUGGUUCCCUGGAGAACUUCUCGGCUCACCAAGAACCACCAGAACCCCCUGAACCCAAGGGGGCCCCCAAAGCCCCCGGAUUUAGGGGUCACAGGCCAGCGUUGUCCAGCCGAGCUGACACACUGAUUGACUGA